This is a messenger RNA of Bufo gargarizans (Asiatic toad), 2447 nucleotides long. RefSeq names its product HPS4 biogenesis of lysosomal organelles complex 3 subunit 2 (gene HPS4). NCBI's taxonomy places the organism in Eukaryota, Metazoa, Chordata, Amphibia, Anura, Bufonidae. Gene Ontology annotation, biological process: vesicle-mediated transport. The coding region runs from base 224 to 2293 and encodes 689 amino acids. The transcript has 14 exons. The record is from RefSeq and is a predicted model, not a curated record.
GUGACGUAGUUAGUGGUGGGCGGACGUAUAUAUCACGCGACGUUUGUUUUGAAAGUAGGACAAGAUUGGGGAAGUCGUUAAGACAGCAGUGUUACCUAACUAUAACCAGAAGGCAGGAGCACCGGAGUCCAGUGAAUUUGGGGGAUAUGAAGCUUUGCAGUAAAUGUUGUGUUUGUUCUCAGUGAAGACCCUGAUGACUAUGGAAUAAUUGUGUGUUUCCUCCAUGGCAACUCCCCUUAUUUCUGGGCCCAGAGCGGUGUCAUGGAUGAAUUAUUUUUUCCUCUAUGAUGGAUCAAAGGUAAAGGGAGAAGGAGACCCCACAAGGCAUGGGAUUAAUUACUUCUAUCCCACUCAGACAGUUAUUGACCAGCAGGAGUUGCUGUGUGGACAGAUAGCCGGAGUUGUUCGCUGCCUGACUGAGAUAUCCGGCUCUCCUCCCAAUCUUAUUCGGUUACGAAAACAAAAAUUUGCAAUUCAGGUGCAUGGGGAGUAUUUGUGGGCCCUGGGAUGCUCGCUGGAUGUUUCUGAUGUUACUUGCAAGUGUUUCUUGGAGGAUCUGAUCGGACUGUUCCGGUUUUAUAAUGGACCGCUAUGGCAUGCUUACCAGGUUCGUUCCCAAGCGGAGCUGAGCGAGGAAUGGAAUCUAUACCUAGAACACAUACAGAACACCUCAGACCUGCACAGGAUCUUCAACUCCCUCAGCCAUGUGGAUAAAACUAAAGUAGAUCCACUUCUCUUACUGAAAGCCGCCCUGAUCCUGCAGACAUGUCAGCGGUUUCCCCAUGUUCUCGCUGGCUGCAUCAUGUAUAACAAUCGAAUAGUGAGUACCCAGCUGCCUCCUGCGCUGACUUCCAGGGUUCUCUUUCAGACCCUUGUGCAAAAAUCACCCUCGAGCACCUUCCAGGGACAAGAUGCCUUAUUACCUCAGGAUGUCUACAUGAUCCCAGUGUUCGUCAUGGAAAAAGAAGCCACCGCACUUCGCCAGUACCCAGUUCAGUGGAUGACCAGAAUACCAAGUUCCUCAAGAAGAAGUUCAAGUAUUUCUAACAGCCUCAGCGAAGAAGCCCAAGUUAACCAGUCUCAUGUCUCAGAAGGGGAAUCCUUUGAUAAAGAGAAAAUUAAUGUUGAAUCUGCUUCAUUACUACUGGAAGAUGUUUCCCAGGAGUCAGCAGAAGAUGUCCGAGCUAAAAAUGACAGUAUUGCCUCAGAUGCUGAGCUUCUGGGAACCAUGAUACACGUUCCAAUGCAGAGCUCAUCUCUAUGUGAACCUACAAACACGCUUAAUACAGGUGGUGAAGACAAAAAAAUAAUUGUGAAAGAAUGCAGCAGCUCAGAUGAUGUGUUCAUAGACAGUCUGAAGAACUCAUCUCUAAUGACUUCUGAAGACCAAACGAAGCUGCUUGUGUCGAAACAAGACCUUCAAAGUGAAUGCGAACAUUUGUCUACAGGGAGUUUUGUUUCUUGCUAUUCUACAAAUGAGUUGGAGAAAGAGGAAUCUGUCAGCUCCUUUCUGGAGGAAAGCCAAGUCACCGUGAACAAGAAAGAUGAUUUAUUAACCAUGGAAGAGAAGUCUGGAGACCACCAUGUAGUUAAGAGUGCAGAGAGCAGACUGGAGAUGUUGCACAUUACAGAGGGUGACACGCAAGGUGAUGGGAAAGAUGCUGAAACUUCAGAGUCCUACGAGAGCACAAACACAGAAAAUGGUCAGUCGGACAAAUUUUGUAAUUUUACAGACUGGACAUUGACACUGAGCUCUAACCCGCCAAGCAGCAGCUCAAAACUCGUGCAGAUGGUCUUGUAUGUCCAUAACGUGAAAGGCUUAGUGCUGUCUCUCAUAGGGGAAAGUGAUUUUAAAUACAUUAAGGAGACCAUUCAAGAUGUGUAUGACAGCACACUGGCUUCUCUCAAUGGCUUAGAAGUUCAUCUGAAGGAGACUUUACCAGUAGACAAUAAUAAUUUAUCAAAGAGCACCUACAACUUUACCCACUAUGACUCUAUUCAGAACACACUUACUGCCAAUCUGCCAUCAGCGUCGAGCACAAGUGACCAGUUCCAAAGAGCUGCCAACCUAAUCCACUCCGACUUUAGCGUAUGCUCAACUUUACAGGAGAUGACUGUAAGGAACGCCUCUUCAUCUGUCUAUGGCUGUCAGAGUAUUGUCCAUGAAACUUACUUCCAGCAACUAAGUCCUCUCUACAGAAACUCUGGAGCCCCGGACCCACAGGAUACUGCCUUCAUGCUGCAUAGCAGAGCCAAGCAGAAGUUACUGAAACAUGGGCUCAACCUGCUUUAACAGUGCAGUCACCGAAGACAUCAGAUUGCAAUGAUAGGACCCUGCCCAAGACUGGAUAGCGGCAAUAACUACAUGGACCAUACUCUGUUAUGUAUCUAUGUCUGAAAUCUUCAAGCUGGUUUUCUAUUUUCCGCCAUAAAUGAAAGGGUGGUUA